AUGACAUCACGCUCCGUUCAUGAGCUGCCACGAGUUCUCGCUCCAUUCCCACCCGAUAACCUUCUGAAACCGUCCCGCCCCGUCCCCCGGCGGACCAAGCGAUCCAAUGCGUGCAUAGGGUGUAGGACGCGGAGAAUCAAAUGCGGUGGGACCCAUCCUUGCGACAAAUGCACUGAAUCAGGCCGCAAUUGCACGUUUGUGGUCGAGGGCGAUAGACGCCGCAAAUAUGCACAGAGGCGUGCGGAGAAGGAGCUUCACACCGCAAAUCAGCUCUUAGACGAUAUCAUUAGAGCGUCCAAUGCCGAUGACAGCCCACGGCUCCGCCGGUUACUCUUUGGUGCGCGGGAAUACCGCGCAGGACGCGCAAUUCAUGAUGCCGUGGGGGAUGAGCAGGUCUCGGAAUCUCCAAGUGAUGAAUUCCAACCGAAGAUCGAGGACGAUGCAGCAGUCGAUCUGGACGGGAUUCCCCUGUCUACUUCUGCACGUUUCGAUUCUGUUACACAGUCAAUACCAGUCGGGUCUUUUGAUGAGGUGACAAAAGAUCCUAACCGCGACGAAGCCAGCAGAGCAACUGGAUAUAUUGGCAAAGGGUCUGAGAUUUCAUGGCUACAGGACCUCGGCACUACGCUCAACAAGCUGAAUACAGCGUCAUCCCAGAUCGACAAUUCUUCCACAUCAAUGAAUUAUCACCUCGAUCACGUCCAGAUCCCCGAACCUGUUCCUACCGACCCAAGUUGGCUACCACCGAAACCGUGGGUGGCCCACUUAGUAAAGAUCUUCUUUGAAUCGGUGCAUCCUUCAUUUCCACUGAUCGAUAAAACAUUAUUCACGAUCCAGCUUGAUCAGGCUUACACUUCCUCGGGGCCCGAGCCGUCGCGGAAAUGGCUUGCUGUUCUCAAUAUGAUACUCGCUGUGAGUUCCAGAUACUACCAACUAUCAGAACCAGAUUCGGGCAGAGACAUCGAUGAUCGCGUCUUCCUAUCACGGGCAAUAAGUCUGAGCGCUCCUUCUGGCAUCGCCACGAGGAUCUCAGGGUUACAACAAGUCCAAAUUCACCUACUGCUGGCGGUUUAUUACCUGGCCUCGGGCCAAGUAAACCAAUCAUGGCGGAUAAAUGGUCACGCUGCCCGCUUGGCCAUCUCGAUAGGCCUGAAUCUGCGUGCGGACAGAGACCAGAUAGACGCUUCAUCUGAAGAGACCCGUGCCCGUAUAUGGUGGUCCAUUAUUUCUCUAGAGCACAUACUCUCGGGCAUGACUGGCCGUAUACCAUAUGUUGACUACCAAUCCAUGUCUCUACAUCUACCUUUGCCAUAUGAUGAAAUCCGACUCCAGCAGCCAGCAGCCAGAGAGCUGCAUCGAAAGCAACUUCAGUGGACUAUCAAUUCAACCAACUCCGAACUGUAUACAAGAGACCAGUGGCUCGCAACUAUUAUACCCAGCCAGUCUCUGUAUUUCUUCCAUCUCGCCGAUCUCGCCGUUACCAUGAAUGCCGCCACUCAUGCCGUCUACAGUCUAACGGCCACCAACAGCAGCAUUGAAAACAGUAUCCUGUUCUACCAGGGAAAACUCCAAUCAUGGCUCUCAAGCCUGCAACCCGUCUUCGCAUUCACCGCAUUCAACGCAAAACACACAGGGGAAACGCCAAAGACCCCAUCAACCGACUCUCGAGAACAGAUCGGUCUUGCCUUGGCAUACUACGCCUCCCAGGUUAUACUGAACCGCCCCUGCCUUACGCACCCGGCCAUCAAAGCCGGAACAAACAUCAUGACCCCACGCUCGCAUUUCGGGGACGCCACCGCAAAAUCCUGCGUCCAUUUCGCCCUCGCUAUUAUCUCCGUUCUCCCCGACGAGCCGGAUAUGAAAUGGGUUCUGAAGAUGACCUCGUGGUGGUACCUGCUGCAUACUAUCAUGCGCGCGUUGACGAUUCUGCUGAUCCAGCUGUCAAUCGGCCAGGUGCCGAUCCUUACCACGGACGGGAAUAAAAUGGGCAAAGAGAGAGAAGGAGAGGGCGUCAAGGCCGUUCGAGACGCGUCGAAGAAGGCCCUCUUCUGGCUGCAUAGUAUGGCGAAGCAGGAUCCGAGCUCGAGACGCGCGUUCCAUAUUAGCCAGAAUCUGUUUAACAAUGUCAUGACGCAGAUGCAGGGCGUGCGGGACCCGUCUGCUGUUAUCCCCGUGUCGGGAAAAGAAGACGCCUCUGCGCGACAACCAUCUGGUGAUUCUUCUGGCUUUGCGGCCGCGAAGAUCCUGGGGGAUGUUUUUAAUUGGGGACCGGAUAAUACGGCCUCGGAGAGUAGGGAUGAGCAGCAGCAGGCUCCGCUUUCGUUGGACCCGGCUUUGCUGUCGUUUGAUAAAUAUGAUUCUUAG
Molecule: messenger RNA, 2364 nt
Organism: Aspergillus puulaauensis
Lineage: Eukaryota; Fungi; Ascomycota; Eurotiomycetes; Eurotiales; Aspergillaceae
Product: Zn(II)2Cys6 transcription factor
Exons: 5
Coding region: 1-2364 (787 amino acids)
Biological process (GO): DNA-templated transcription; regulation of DNA-templated transcription
Molecular function (GO): DNA binding; zinc ion binding; DNA-binding transcription factor activity, RNA polymerase II-specific
Source: RefSeq, a predicted model, not a curated record